This is a messenger RNA of Fomitopsis serialis, 1713 nucleotides long. RefSeq lists its product as uncharacterized. Bases 1 to 1713 code for a protein of 570 amino acids. The record is from RefSeq and is a predicted model, not a curated record. Gene Ontology annotation, molecular function: flavin adenine dinucleotide binding; monooxygenase activity. NCBI's taxonomy places the organism in Eukaryota, Fungi, Basidiomycota, Agaricomycetes, Polyporales, Fomitopsidaceae. The transcript is spliced from 9 exons.
AUGAGUAGUCUAUCAGACGAAUGCGCGCAACCUUUAGACAUUGCCAAGUGCUGGCUAAGCUGCCUGGGACAGACAUCUGCAGCCGGAGACGUCGCCGCAUUCAGCGACAUGUUUGCCUCCGACGGAUGGCUCAAAGACAUACUCUGUCUAUCAUGGGACUUUCGCACCUUGUCUGGCAGGGACAAGAUCGCCUCAUAUGUAUCCGAGGAAUCCAGAGGCAUGACACGCCUCUCCCGCGCGGGACUCCAUGACAUCGAAGUCGAGCUCUCUUCCACCCUGGGACCACCGAACUUCAUGUCUCUUCCCUUAGCGUCGGACGGUGAAGGGGUCCGCGCCACCUUCCGCUUCGCCCUUGCAUAUCCACCGGCCAAGGGAAGGGGCUACGUGUACCUGGUCCAAGACGCGUCCGAAUGGAAGGCUUUCAUCCUCAUGCUCAGCUUGAGAGACAUAAUCGGACAUGAAGAACCGAGCGAGCGUCCGCUGGGCAUCUUUCCGGACCAUGCGACAUGGGAAGAAGUGCAAGCGAGACGGGCUGCUGCGACAGAAGCGGACCCUACAGUGCUGAUCGUGGGAGGAGGUCUUGCGGGCUUGUCGUGCGGCGUGCGACUGAUGAGAUUGGGUGUACGCGCGCUCAUUGUCGAGAGCGACGCGCGUAUCGGCGAUGUGUGGAGAAAGCGUCGGACAUAUCCGAAGUACAUGUCCAAGGACAAGGUGGCGAACCAACUCGAGCAGCUCGCGAUGGGCGAAGAUCUAGUCGUCUGGACGUCAAGCACGCUCCUCCCUACACCCGAAUACGACGAAGAGACACAGCGCUGGACCGCGACUGUCGAUCGCGCUGGCACAAAGACGAUUCUGCGGCCCAGGCAUAUCAUCAUGGCCACCGGCUACGGCGCGCCGAACAUCCCUCACGUACCUGGCGCGGAUGUGUUCCGGGGCGUGAUGUAUCAUGCAGACGAGCACCGCGGAGCUGCGCCGUUCGCGGGCAAGGACGUCGUCGUUGUCGGAGCGGGCAACACGGCGUUCGAUAUCUGCCUUGACUUCCAUGUCAAGGGAGCGAGCAGCGUGACGAUCCUACAGCGCAGCGCCACCUGCGUCAUGUCCGUGCAAACGUCCGACACGCUCCUCCACAGCGUCGCCUAUCCCGAGAAGCUUGACAUCGAGGACGCAGACUUCAACGCGCAGCACAUGCCCGUCCACUUCACGUUCCGGCUCGUAGCCGCCGUGGGCGUGCAGAAGCAGAAGGAAAUGGACAGGGAGCUGCUCGAGGGCUUGGAGAAGGCGGGGUUCCGGCUCACUUGGACGCCCGACGAGGACGGCGAGGAGCUGGGCGUGGUCGGGUUCGUCAUGAAGAGGAUGGGGUCGGGAGCGCUUCUGGACGUGGGAUGCGGACAGCUCAUAAUCGAUGGCAAGGUCAAGGUGAAGCGCGGCGAGAUCAAUAACCUCGAGAACGACUCCAUCGUGACCAACGACGGCACACGCAUUCCCGCGGAUGUGAUAGUCCUUGCGACGGGCCGCCGCCCCACGAUCGAGACGAUCACGUCGCUCUUCGGUGAGUCCAUCACCGAUACGAUCGGCACACAGGUGUGGGGCCUGGACGAGGAGGGUGAGCACAAGAACGCGUACCGCCCGACGGGACAGCGCGGCCUGUGGGUCGCGAUGGGCAUGUUCGGGCACCCACGGUACCUGAGCAAGUACCUGGUGAGUGUCCGGUGA